Leptopilina heterotoma is the source of this 4390-nucleotide messenger RNA. RefSeq names its product synaptogenesis protein syg-2-like (gene side-III). The record is from RefSeq and is a predicted model, not a curated record. NCBI's taxonomy places the organism in Eukaryota, Metazoa, Arthropoda, Insecta, Hymenoptera, Figitidae. The transcript has 15 exons. Gene Ontology annotation, molecular function: protein binding. The coding region runs from base 1387 to 3939 and encodes 850 amino acids.
AAUGUCAAAAAAAAAUCGGAGACUCAUUGGGCCAGCGCCUAUCCGUUUAGAGAGUGGUUGUUCCUAACCUAAAAGUGUAACAGUUACCGACUGGGUAACCUGUACUAAUUACAGUCGGUAAUAAUACUUGAUAGCUUAGUUUAAAUUUUUUCUUUUUUGCAAUAAUGGAAAUAAUUUUACAACUUUCUUUUUCAAAAAUCGCAAAUGGAGAUUUUCUUUUUUUGAACGAAACCGCGGCGCAUGGGGGUUGGAAACAUGACGCGUUUCCACCCCUCACUUCUGCCCCCAACCCCGUAUUUCGAUUCCAACAGUUCGCUACCCCUUCGUCUAACGAUCGGCUGUCGGAAACUGCCGAAGGCUCGGGAAAUGAGCCGAGGGCGAACACACACGGUCCGCCAACUCUUAAUUCGGGACGUCGCGACGUCGUGAACGUCCUUUCGACGACUGGAUCGCGCGCGCCAUCGUCUCUCUUCCUCUAAAAUUCUCUGCCUCCCCUCUAAAAAAAAAAAUAAAAGAAAGGGAUUUUUUCCCCAAAAAAAGAGAAAAUUCGUAAUCAGCAGCUUUUCAUUGAUAAAUCGCUCAGGACACGAAAAAUUUCUUUUCCUUUAGUGUUUCUCAAUUGAAUUUCUUUUUUUCUUCACGCUCCUCUUGUCGUGCAUUAGUUUUCUAUAUGGAACGCCCGGACGAUUUUUAUUGUCCAUCCGGAAGUGCAUUCAGUUUGGUUCAAGUUUCCUCCUCUUCACACGCGAGUCGCUCCCAGGACCGCGUCGACUCCUUCCUUCGGGAAUCGUUGAGCAACGGGAUUCUACCUCAUCACGGAAAUACUGAUCGAUUUCACGGAAAAUACAAAUAAUUUCUAGCCUUCUUUCUCUUUUAGUGAAGAUUUUUGUAAAUUUGUUGAUUUUGUUUAUUAUUCAUCUCGCGCGUUUGUACGCAUAGUGAUGGUAAUUGUUCGACGGGCUCUCAAAUGAAGGGUAAAGGACCUUUGAACCGUGGCGUGAAAACGAGCAUGGAGGAGGAACGACGGGAUUUUAUAUGAAAGUGCCCUCAACGACGAGUGAUGGUGGUUCAUGAACUGAAUCCGGCAUUUAAUGAACAUACGACAGAUCUACACAUGACUCAUGAAACAACGGAGAAAAAAGUCUUUUGGAACCUGAGAGAGAAGUGAAAGAAAGAAGAAGAAGAAGAAGAAGUUUGGAUGACUUUUUAUAAAUCUUUGAAUGACUGGAGGAAAUUUGAAACUGAAAAUAGUUGUAAUCAUUAGAGUAUAAGGAUAGAAAAAGAUGUUAAUUUCCAAGGGAAGAGGCGAAAGCGUGGAAUGACAAUAAGGUUUAAGAUAAAAGUAGCGAAGGAUCGCGACUUGCGAAGAAUAGGUUGUCUCAUGUUAUGUGCAAAGUGGAUUUGAAACUUCAAGCCGGCCCCAGGAGAAGAGGAUUUCGAUCUGGAAUGGCAUUUGGAACACUGACAGUGUUUGCAGUGAGACUCGUCCUCAGCGCUUAUAUACUCGCUGUGGCCGUUUAUGUCAACGCCACCGGCAACUGGGACAAGGACGACGACCUAGUCUCUUCAACGGAAGUGAAUGCAGUUGUUGGACACACAGCAUCUUUGCCUUGUGACAUUGAACCGUCCACGCGAGAAGAUCGCGUUUACAUGGUGCUAUGGUUUCGCGAGGAUGUAGUCAAGCCGAUUUACAGCUUCGACGUACGUGGAAGAGCUUUCAAUAAAGCUCUGAACUGGUCGGAAAACAAUGACGUGAAAUCCAGAGCUUACUUCGUAACAGUGACGAAGCCGGCUACGCUCUCCCUGGAAAAAGUGCGACUCGAUGACGAGGGCAUUUACCGAUGUCGGGUGGACUUUAAAAACUCACCAACUCGAAACUUCCAAGUGAAUCUCACUGUGAUCGUUCCUCCACGUGAGUUGUUAAUUUUCGACAGUUCAGGAGUCGAGGUGGAAAAUGUCGUUGGACCCUAUCGAGUUGGGGUUGAGUUUGGCUUAUCUUGUCAAGUUAGAGGAGGAAAACCGACGCCAAUCGUCACGUGGCUGGCGAAUGGUAAGGAAACUGUUGGACUAUUGAAGAAAUCGGGAACGACUCUCGUGGUCAAUGAACUGACAAUUUCUCAGCUAAAAAGGGAGCACCUAAAUACAACGUACAAAUGUAGGGCUACUAACACGAAUUUGAUUCCUCCCUUGGAAAAGAACGUCCUUUUAGACGUAUACUUGAAGCCAAUUUCGGUGAAAAUAUUGACGAAACCUUCGAUCUUGGAAGCCGAGAAGGAUUACUCGAUUGCCUGUGAAUGUAUGGGAUCUCAUCCUCGAGCAAAAAUUGUCUGGCUAGAUGGACUUUUGCCCUUUAAAAGUGGAAAGGUAAUAAACGGUGAGGGCUCAGCGGCUGUUUUAAGUACUUUGAUCUUUUCUCCGAUUCCUGAGGAUCAUGGGAAGACUCUCAAGUGUCGAGGGGAAAAUCCUGAAUUGGCCGGAGCGUUUCUAGAAGACCACUUUCUGCUCAAUGUUGUCUUUCCUCCCAAGGUUCAAUUACAUUUGGGCAGCACUUUAAAUGCAGAGAAUAUAAAAGAGGGUGACGACGUCUACUUUGAGUGUAAAGUCCGAGCGAAUCCUGAACAUCAUAAAAUAACCUGGAGACACAAUGGAGUCGUCCUCGCUCAGAACUACUCGGCUGGAAUAAUAAUGAGCACUCAAAGUUUGGUUCUGCAAAGCAUUGGACGGGACAACGCCGGAAAUUAUACCUGUCUUGCCAGCAACGAUAGGGGAGAAACUUCCAGUUCUGCUGUAUCUUUACGAGUUCAAUAUGCGCCAGUUUGUAGGACGAAGGAGGUGACGAUAAUUGGAGCAUCCUUGGAGGAAUCGGUGAAGGUUCGCUGUGAGGUGGACGCAGAUCCAGCGGACGUCGAUUUUCUCUGGGAGUUUAACAACAGUGGGGAAAAUUUUGAGGGCGCAUCGGCCAAGUAUGACGGCAACAAUGGAACAAUGAGCGAAUUAGUUUAUACUCCAAUUUCGGACAGGGAUUAUGGACCCUUGACUUGUUGGGGCAGGAACCCCAUCGGAAAACAGGAAGCGCCCUGCAUUUAUCAAAUUAUCCCCGCAGUGAAACCGAGUCAGUUGAGCAAUUGUACAAUAAAGGCCGCUCUGAAUUUGAGUUCGGAAAUUUUGGAAGUGGAAUGUGUCCCUGGCUACGAUGGAGGGAUAAAACAAGAGUUUCGCUUGGAGGCGUUCGAUGUCUCGAAUGGCAAAAUGAGAUUAAAUGCCUCGAGCGCUUCGACGGAAACCCCUAUUUUUCGAAUAGCCGUCGCUGAUCUUUUACCCGCUACGCAUUUUUAUCUACGGGUCUUUGCAAUCAACGCGAAGGGCAAAAGUGAUCCGACACUCCUCGAAGAUAUUCUACUUCGAGAUUCCGAGAAGCAUCCAGACAGCGGUGUCAGUAUGGUGCCAUUAAUUUUACUUCUCGUUGGAUGUCUGAUGGCUCUUGGAGUAACGGUGCUAUCUGUGAUGUUAAUGAUGUAUCGAAGACGUGGAACGACGUCGCCCGUGCAUAUUGAACCGUACAUGAAACAGCCAAUAAUAACACCGCCCGAUUCGAGAAAUAAUUCAAUGCUCGAUGUCACACACGGUGAUCAUACCUAUUUUGUCGAAUACACACUCAAGCAGGUCGCCGAUUAUGCGCUUAAUAAUCAGCCCGAUAUAAUUCAAUCGCCCCAAGAUCACGAAAAAAUCAAAAGGGAGCCGCAACUAUUUUUGCCAGUGAGGCCGGACACUCUAUUCGCACCGUAUGAUAUUCACAAACAAGGCCUUCAAUCAAACAGAUGCAGUCUGAAUCCAUUUUCCGCGAAAUCGUGGGAGCCAAUAAGUUUCAAGGCUGAUCGCAACCUCAUGAAAGAGAUCAUCAUCGCAAAUUCUAUACCCGGUCCCGAGAGUUGUGUCUAAGGAUCGCGAAUGGAAGAGGAGGAAACAUAUCAGGAAGACUGAACGAGAAAUCAUCAGUCCCUAGCACAUUAAAUCAUUCGACAUCCACGAAAAAAUCAUCAACCUCAUUUCUAGACUGUGAAAAUAUUUUUCAUUUUUUAUUUUCAAUUUUUUUUGUAUUUUUUUUUAUUAUAUCUCUCUUUUGGGGAACCGCGUUAAAAACGCGCCUUAAAACGCAAAUGAUGAAGGAAAAAAACAAUAUUUUCAUCAUUCACGUUAAUAAUCGUUCGAAUAACAGACUUAAAACAAAUAAAUAAAUAAAAGCAAAAAAAAAAAAAUCACUUUUGUAAGAAACUUACGCUAAGACAAAAGAGCAUUUGACGAAGACUAAUAAUUCUCGUAGCAUAUUCUAACCAAACGCUACAACACAAUGUAUUACUCCGAGUUUAAUAUAUUUUGUGUCAAGUCUUGA